UGCAUCUCUAUUGCUAAGAGAGACGGAGAGCAGAGACUUUGCCGGUGCAGAGUUUCUCUUCCACACUCUGUUAUUUUCCCUGACAGAGACUUUGAAACUCUCAUCUCUCAUCUCUCUCUCUCUCUCUCUCUCUCCCACAAACACACACAUACGCACGGAAAAGACAAUAUCAGGCGUAAAUUUCAUACAGUCCACACUUUCCGACAUAUACAUAAAAGAAUCAAACUGUAAGAAGAAUAGGAAAAAUGGAGUUAGCCUUGAAAGCACAAUUCAUGGAGCUAAGGUCAAGCUUCCUCGCUGGCGCGACCCCAGUUUGCCACUCCUUCGCUGCCGGCCGCCGCCCCCUCUACCGUUCCUUAACAUCCAUUGCCACCACCAUCGCUACAUCCUCAUCGCUCAAGACCCCAGUGGUGCAUCCUACUUUCUUGAAACAUCCAGCUCGAAUUUGGUCGAAAUUGCACGCCGUUGCUACCGAAACAUCCACCACGACCCUUGAGGAAGAGGAUGAAGAUAUAGAAUCCCUUUUCUCUGAUAAUGGUUCUGGCCAAUCAGAUAUUAACUAUAGGCGGGGAAAUAACAAGAAUUCGACCGGUGCAUCUAGCAUUUCUUCGGGUGUGAGGUUAGAAAAUGUGAGCAAAAGUUAUAAAGGGGCUACUAUCUUGAAGAACAUAAAUUGGGAAGUGAAAAAAGGCGAAAAGGUUGGGUUAGUGGGUGUUAAUGGUGCAGGGAAAACAACCCAGUUGAGAAUCAUAUCGGGUUUAGAAGAACCCGAUUCAGGGAAUGUAAUUAAGGCGAAGAAUGACAUGAAGAUUGCGUUCUUGAGCCAAGAGUUCGAGGUUGUGUCGACAAGGACUGUGAAAGAAGAGUUCUUGAGUGCGUUUAAGGAGGAAAUGGAGGUUGCAGCGAGGCUGGAGAAGGUGCAGAAAGCGAUAGAGAAAUCGGUGGAUGAUUUGGAGCUGAUGGGGAGGUUGUUGGAUGAAUUUGAUUUGCUGCAGAGGAGGGCACAAGCUGUUGAUUUGGAUGAGGUGGAUGUUAAGAUCAGUAAGUUGAUGCCUGAGCUCGGAUUCGCACCUGAGGACGGGGACAGGCUUGUCGCAUCAUUUAGUGGAGGGUGGCAGAUGAGGAUGUCGCUUGGAAAGAUUCUGCUGCAGGAUCCUGAUUUGCUGCUUUUAGAUGAACCCACAAAUCACCUUGAUCUCGAUACGAUUGAGUGGCUCGAGGGUUAUCUGAAUAAGCAAGAUGUACCGAUGGUCAUCAUAUCACAUGACAGGGCUUUCCUCGAUCAAUUGUGUACAAAAAUUGUAGAAACUGAUAUGGGUGUUUCUAGGACAUAUGAAGGAAACUACUCUGAAUAUGUUAUUGCAAAGGCGGCAUGGAUUGAAGCUCAACUUGCUGCAUGGGAGAAACAACAGAAGGAGAUUGAACAGACAAGAGAUCUUAUAAGCAGGUUAAGUGCUGGUGCAAAUGCUGGUCGUGCUUCUACCGCUGAAAAGAAGCUGGAGAAACUCCAGGAUGAGGAGCAAGUUGAGAAACCCUUCAUCCGGAAGCAAAUGAAGAUCAGGUUCCCGGAGCGUGGAAGAAGCGGCCGAUCAGUUGUGACAGUAAAAGGUCUGGAGUUUGGUUAUGAGGAUGAGGUUCUGUUUAAGAAUGCGGAUUUGACGAUUGAAAGGGGAGAGAAAAUUGCCAUUCUUGGUCCAAAUGGGUGUGGAAAAAGUACAUUGCUUAAACUGAUUAUGGGAAUGGAGACGCCAGAUGGAGGAGAAGUUCUGCUUGGGGAUCACAAUGUAUUGCCAAACUAUUUUGAGCAGAAUCAGGCUGAGGCUCUUGAUUUGGAUAAGACCGUUCUGGAAACUGUUGCUGAAGUUGCAGAGGACUGGAGACUCGAUGACAUAAAGGGUUUACUAGGCCGUUGUAACUUCAAGGCUGACGUGCUCGACCGGAAGGUUUCAUUUCUAAGUGGUGGUGAGAAGGCUCGGCUUGCAUUUUGCAAGUUCAUGGUCAAACCGUCGACUCUACUUGUUCUGGACGAGCCGACCAAUCAUUUGGACAUACCCACAAAAGAGAUGCUGGAGGAGGCGAUAAAUGAGUACCAAGGCACUGUUAUCACCGUCUCACACGACAGAUACUUCAUAAAGCAGAUUGUCAACCGAGUCUUGGAAGUAAAAGACGGGAUUCUACAGGACUACGCUGGAGAUUACAAUUAUUAUCUAGAGAAGAAUCUUGAGGCGAGAGAAAGGGAGCUGGAAAGGGAAGCGGAGCUCGACGAAAAGUCUCCUAAAGCAAAAGCUAAAUCCAAGAUGUCCAAGGCGGAGAGGGAAGCUAGGAAGAAACAGAAGAUGCAGGCAUUUCAAGCGGCUAAACAGAAAUCAAAAGGGUUGAAGAACGCUAAAAGAUGGAAGUAAAAUACCAUCCUCACAAGUUCUUGAAUGGUUUAUGCUCACUUUGUUUACAUGUGUAUAUAUAUUAUACAAUGCAUAGAGUAGGUUUCUUGGUUAGAAAUGAUCAGAAUGAUACAUCAGCUGGAUAUAAACUCUUGAGGUUGAUGACAUUGGAUACAAAGGGUUUUAGCAAUGUUAUCAUUGAUAUUGCUGCAAA
Molecule: messenger RNA, 2595 nt
Organism: Sesamum indicum (sesame)
Lineage: Eukaryota; Viridiplantae; Streptophyta; Magnoliopsida; Lamiales; Pedaliaceae
Product: ABC transporter F family member 5
Molecular function (GO): ATP hydrolysis activity; ATP binding
Source: RefSeq, a predicted model, not a curated record